AUGGUAUUUAAAUUCGGCCUCGGCGGCGAGCAGGAGCCUGCCAUUGACGAUGUGCACGCUCAGCAGGCUCGUCGGCCAUCAGCUGCUGAUGCUAAGGCGCUCCAAACCCGUCGCAAGAGCGUCAGUGACAAGGCGCUCACCGGUGCCUCGAUGAUCACAACCCGUCAAUCCAUUGUUCCAGUCUCACUCGUAACGCUGCUCUUCUUCCUGUGGGGUUUCGCGUACGGUCUCCUGGACGUCUUGAACUCGCGUUUCCAGGUCGCUUUGAAUAUCUCUCAGGGAGAGAGCUCUGGUCUGCAGGGUGCCUACUUCGGCGCAUACUUCAUUGGCCCGUUGACGUACUCCGGCUGGUUUGUGAGGAAAUUCGGCUAUCGCUAUACUUUCAUGCUCGGCCUCAGCAUCUACUGCGUCGGUGCCCUCAUGUUCUGGCCAUCAGCCGUCAAGCGUUCCUUCGGAGGAUUCUGCGGCUCCAUGUUCAUUGUCGGCUCCGGCUUGUCCACGCUGGAGACGUCAGCAAACCCGUACAUUGCAGUUUGCGGUCCGCCAAGAUGGAGCGAGUUCCGUCUGGAGCUGUCGCAGUCUUUCCAGGCCGUGGGUAGUGUUGUGGCGCCUGUCUUGGCUUCAUACGUUAUCUUCAAGAACGUUGGUACCGACGGAAAAGACUUGUCAAGCGUACAGUGGGUGUAUCUCGGGAUUGCCAUCUUUGUCGCCGCCCUGGCUGUUGUUUUCUACUUCGCUCCGAUUCCCGAAAUUACAGACGCCGAUAUGGCCGAUCAGGCCGAGAUGAUCUCAAGCGACAGUGGUUACAAGGACAAGCCGCUGCGAAAGCAGUAUAUCCUUUUCUAUGGUGUCGCUGCCCAGUUCUGCUACGUCGGCGCCCAAGUCGGUAUUGCGGCCUAUUUCAUCAACUACUUCACCCAAGCCCGUCCCGAUCAAACCCACGGAGGCACCGCGGAAGAGAUCAAUAGGUCGCAUCAGCAAGGCUCAAACUUCUACGCUAUCGGCCAGGGCCUGUUCGCCAUCGGCCGUUUCGCCGGUGCCGGGCUGAUGUACAUCACGAAGCCGCGCUGGGUCCUUCUCCUCUUCCAGACCAUGAUCAUGAUCUUCCUUGCUGCUGCUAUCGGCGUUGAUACCGGCCAUGGAGAGCGUGCCAAUUGGGGAGGCAUUGCCAUGUUGAUGAUCGUCCUCUUCUUCGAGUCUGCCAUCUUCCCGACCAUCUUCACGCUCUCGCUACGUGGCCUGGGUCGUCACACCAAGCGUGGCGCUUCCUUCCUCGUCGCUUCCGUCUGCGGUGGCGCCGUCGUUCCGGCUAUCCUGGGCAACGUUGCGGAUAGGACCGGCACGAGAAAGGCUAUGGUCGUGCCGCUCGCCUUCUUCGUCAUUGCGUGGAGCUUCCCCAUUUACCUCAACGUUUUCAAGGCGAAGGAGCUCGAUGCGUUCACCGACUCGACCGUCGGCUUGAAGGAGGGCCAGGUCGACAGUAACAGCAGGAUUGGCAGUAUCGCGCUGGAGAAGGGCCAGGGCCUGGCAGUCUCCCAGAGCGAGAAAUACUGA
This is a messenger RNA of Coniosporium apollinis CBS 100218, 1554 nucleotides long. RefSeq lists its product as uncharacterized. Bases 1 to 1554 code for a protein of 517 amino acids. Gene Ontology annotation, biological process: transmembrane transport. The transcript has 3 exons. The record is from RefSeq and is a predicted model, not a curated record. Gene Ontology annotation, molecular function: transmembrane transporter activity. Lineage: Eukaryota; Fungi; Ascomycota; Dothideomycetes.